Molecule: messenger RNA, 1366 nt
Organism: Talaromyces proteolyticus
Lineage: Eukaryota; Fungi; Ascomycota; Eurotiomycetes; Eurotiales; Trichocomaceae
Product: mitochondrial carrier domain-containing protein
Exons: 4
Coding region: 61-1128 (355 amino acids)
Cellular component (GO): mitochondrial inner membrane
Molecular function (GO): S-adenosyl-L-methionine transmembrane transporter activity
Source: RefSeq, a predicted model, not a curated record
GUCGGUGUCGUUCUUACAAUCACGGAUUGCAAUAUUUGAAUUAAACUUGUUGCUAAUAACAUGCCUAACAGCAAUACGGACAUUUGGGUUGCUGGUGCAAUAGCUGCUUUCACAAUCGACUUUGUUGUUUACCCUCUUGAUACCCUGAAAACGAGGAUUCAAUCACCGCAAUAUAGGAAUCUCUACAUAGAUGCGGCCACGGGCGGUGUUCGGCGGGGCGUUCUUUUCAAGGGUUUAUAUCAAGGAAUAUGGAGUGUUGUCGUUGCUACGAUACCCUCGUCGGGAGCAUUUUUUACAACAUACGAAGGUGUCAAAUAUACACUUAAUUCCACGUCGAAGCUCUCAUCGGACCAUCCUGGCCGAGAUUUAUUACCAUUCAGACACUCUCUUCCAACACCGGCUGUGAAUGGCAUUGCGUCGUCGGCAGCAGAGUGUGUGUCAUGCUUCAUUCUCACGCCUGCCGAGGUGUUGAAGCAGAAUGCACAAAUGGUUAGUACUUCCACAUCCAUGACGGCCAGUAAUCAUGAGUCAGAAAGUCAAGAAGAAGGUAGGGCAGGUGGGAAAGAAAAGAAGAACAUGAAUGCCACAAUGCGCGCUCUAUCUAAAUUUCGUGACCAUCCAAUCCAGUUAUGGCGCGGUUAUGGAGCUCUCGUAGCCAGGAACCUACCUUUCACGGCUAUGCAUUUCCCACUCUUUGAGCAUCUGCGGGAGCAUAUAUCGAAAAUAUGGCAGGAAAAACGACGAGAUGGUUCAGAAAUUGGUGAAAUUGCUGAGAGAGCAGUUAUCACUGCAUUCAGUGCCGGAAUCGCUGGCGGGUUUGCAGCAGUUGUUACGACACCAAUCGAUGUGGUUAAGACGAGGAUUAUGCUUGCGGCUGGAAAGCAGAAUGAAGACUCGAUUAACAACAAGGCUUCGACAAAAGGAAAUAGAAUGGGUGUAGUGACAGUUGGACGUGAGAUUUAUACAAAAGAAGGCGUCAAUGGUCUUUUCAAGGGUGGAGCGCUGAGGGGAGGUUGGACGGCGAUAGGAUUGGGGUUAUAUCUUAGUGUUUACGAGAGUGGUCGUAUGUAUCUUGAGAAGAGGCGGGAGAUUAAGGAUAAAAGAAAGCAAGGCAUUACCUUAGUCUGAGGUUUGAGCACGACUCCAGAUGAUAUUUCAUGAACUACUUUCAGCCUUGUCAGCAUAAUAUUUUGAGAUAUAGAGUAUACUAUACAUUAAUGGUGUUCAAAUUUUAACAUCAUGAUGAUUUUUACUUGUAUGUAGUCUGCUUUUCCUGCAAUGUUAGGGCUGGGGCUACAGGCCUAAUAAGGUGAUAUUAAUUUUCAGCACAAUUGGUGUGUAAAGAAUGUGCAUGUCUCGAAAAGGC